GGCUUCCUAACUUAUCGUUAAGUCUAUACAUCUUCUCAAGGUCGCCUGUCCUUCGGUUUUUGCAGACUAUCCCUCCUUCGUCGCAAUGUCUUCAUGGGUAGACAAUAUCCACGUGGGAUGUAUCCUUCGCCCUCGCGAUGAUAUUGAAAAGAAACGUUCCGGAGUUGCAUGCGAAUGGAACAAACUUUCGGAUCACCGAGGUGUAAAUCCGGCGCUUCGCAGAUGUCCAGAAAAUUGUCACCAGGAUGUUGCAGGCCAAGAACAUCCCAUCAUUGUCCUCCAAAAGGAAGAUAACAUGAUUCUUUAUGUCGCGAUGACUGGCAAACCAAUAUAUCAUGAUCAAGAGGGUACACAAUACUCUCCUAUCGGACACUACUUUCCUCCUGGUAAUGGUAUACCACAUCCUGCAAGAUUUCGGUCCCGUUAUUGGCUUUUAAUCCCAAUCCUUGGAACGAGAGGACGAUCAAUGCAGCCCGCCAGAGUGCCAAUCGUAGACUCAUAGAACUGGAAAAAUAUUCCGAACUACGAUUACCACACAUCUAUUUUCAGAAAGCAGAUACAUUCAAAGCUUUUGGAGGUCAUAACACGUCAGCUUCAGAAUACAGGUUGGAAGAGGGAUCUUAUCAUAGACUUAUGGAUAGAUUGGGGCUAAAUGCUAGCAAUUAUACUUCUGAUAUGCUCCCAAGAACAUUAACUAGACACAAUCCAACAGUAUCGGUUCCGACUUCGCUGUCAUCUCAAGCGUCAGCGUCACCAACGCCACAAAAUCUGUCUCAUGAUUACUACCCUCCUGGACGCUGGCGAAACGGUCCGUCACAGUCUGAACGACGCCGAAAUACUAGGAAUAGAGAUUAUAAAUUAUCGAACGAUGACUUACCCAGCUGGAUGACAACACUUCGCAAUUGGAUACGGCCAUACGAUGGAAAGGAUAGAAAUAUGAAGAGUUAUAAGAGUUGCAAAAUUCAGAAGAUCUCGGAUCCUGUCGCAGAAGACUUGCUAUUAUCUGAUCAGGCUAAUGAACCUCCUCUGCCUUAUGUUAUCACACUUCAAUGUUCCGUCUGAUGUAGCGCACACCCCCAUUCCGCUCGAAUAUUUAUUGGAAUUUACUAGCACAGUCGUUACAAUGAAUAUUUCUUGAUUCUUCCUCAUGUAUUUUUCCUCUUGCAUUUAUUUUAGUGUGCGCAAUGGACCAGUACUUCGGCGUUAGACAUUAGAGGCGGUCACAAGAAUAAAAUGCAGUACUAUCUCA
Botrytis cinerea B05.10 is the source of this 1249-nucleotide messenger RNA. RefSeq lists its product as hypothetical. The coding region runs from base 634 to 1062 and encodes 142 amino acids. The transcript is spliced from 3 exons. The record is from RefSeq and is a predicted model, not a curated record. NCBI's taxonomy places the organism in Eukaryota, Fungi, Ascomycota, Leotiomycetes, Helotiales, Sclerotiniaceae.